Messenger RNA from Coccidioides posadasii C735 delta SOWgp, 1251 nucleotides. RefSeq lists its product as uncharacterized. Lineage: Eukaryota; Fungi; Ascomycota; Eurotiomycetes; Onygenales; Onygenaceae. The record is from RefSeq and is a predicted model, not a curated record.
CAACGAGAUACCAAUUGGACAUCGAUUUCUCCUGAUUAAGUGACAAUGGUAUUCCAAGCUAAUCCCAAUCCUCUCCCGCCAACCCACAUAAACUCCACACGCCGCAUCAGCCCCUCCGAUGCUCAUGCCUUCCUGUCCGCAUAUCUCGACCGCGCAGCGACCGACCCAUCCUACCAACCAGACAGUACUCUAUCUGCACACGGUCCUGUCUCUGCAAACACCGGCUCAGCACCCAACCUUGUGAUUCACAGCUUAAAACGCGUCUGCGCCGGACUCGGGGGUGAGGUUUUGGGGAGAGACAUUGUUUUGGAGCAACAGUUGCAGCAGGGCGAUCAGGGAGCGAAGAAUUUUACGGACGGGGAGGAAUGGGGAGGCAAACCAAAAGGAAAGAAAGCGCCUGCUGGUGAGAAGCGGGUUGACGGGUGGCAGGAUCUGGAGAGUUUCGAGAGGGAGCAGCUUGACUUGGUGGAUGGAGGUGAUGGAGAUGAAGAAGAAACUGUUGGGCCUACGGUCACUGAAGAAAAUGUGGGCGUCGAGGAUUAUGACAUAGCGGUGAAAGAGGCUACUAUCGAUAAGGAAGAGCGCAAACGAAAGAAGAAGGAAAGGAGAAAGGCGGAGCAAAGAGCCAGGGCUUCUGCUGCGAGCUAAGAAAAAAAAAAUUCUACGCUGAUCCAUGACAAGCACCACGACGCCGCAAAGCCAGCUGUUAUUGCUCCCGAUCCGCUGCCUUGACAGGCUUCUCCGAGUCUUCACUUUUGGCAGUAACCUUUCCUCCCUUCCAGCCAAGAGCACCAAGUCUCUCGGGUAGAAUAGGAUGCGAAUAAUGAUAGCUGGCAUACAUCCAGUCUGCAUCCAUAGUCGAGAGAUUUUGAAUUUGGAGCUUCAGAAGCGACCUGGCCAGUUCGGCUGAGUAGCCAAGCUUGACCGCAAACGCGUCUGCAAAAAAGAAAAUUAGCCUCGACAGCCGAAUUUGAACGGCAACUAGGAAGACGUACCAGCCUCGAACUCGAACUUUCGGCUGAGAAUAUUCAUCAAUAGCUUGACAAUUGCGUCCAUUGGUGCCAAUGCAUCCGAGAACAAGAGGAAACCGAUCAUGAUUGGGUAUUCAUCGUGGAAACCAAACGAGUUAUACAGAGAUUUGUUGCUGAUGAAGGCGGAAAACAAGGCGAAAAUAUAGAACAUGUGGAACUGAGACCUGUUAGCGAGAACAUUAGGGUGCAUUUGCAUUGUAUAUACAUACCUGGGCGAUUC